GUUGCUGCACAGUUGCGCGCCCUCGGGCUGGAAUCAUUGUUUAUCGCUAGAACCCUGAUACGCAGAAAGUAUUGCGACCGCAUUGAAAGACAUUUCCCGAGUGCGAGGUUGUCGCGCUAUCACCCGUCACGAUGGAUGACCCUGCGAGUCGGAUCCCAGGGCAGCUGCUGCCGCACAUGCACCUGGUGUCGCGAUACAGGUAUCCCCUGAUGCCUAUGCUGCCAACUGAAACCGCCGUCGAGUACCUGCUUUCCGCGCCGAAGAUUGUCCGCGAGCUACAGUCCAUGCACUGGACCUUCAUGGAUGGACCGCAAGAUGGAACGGUGAUGCUGACAUGGCAGCCGCUCAAUCAUCUGGGAACGAAUUUUGCCAGUGAUGGCUAUGUCUGGGCUGAUGUGGAGCAGGCUUUCACUUUUGAAGCUCGCGGUUACACUGUCGAGAUGUGGCUCCACCGCAGUGGCUACCAUCCGCCAAACGAGUCCACGGCCAUUCACUGUCGCCGACGCUAUCGACUUCUGCCCCCGAAAGUCCCCAACCCGGGCCUGCCCCCACCGGACCCUUCCCUUUGGAUCGUUCACUAUUCGCGAGCGCCCCAGACCGACCAUAUCCCCGCGAAUCGCAUCCCCAUCCUCCCUCAAGUACAGAGCAUGCUCGCCCAACGCCGGUUCCUGCAGAGCCAGGGCCAGCUUGCGCGGAAAGAAUUCAUGCUCCACGAUCGUAACAACUGGCCGACCAUCAACUUCCCGCCGCAGAUGGCACCCCAGGGCUUUGUCCCCCCAGCAGCUGCAUAUGCUGGCGCAAUCCCCGGUCGCCAGCCGGGUCCGUAUUAUCCUCAGCAGGUUCCCGGCAUGCACGUUCCGCCGGCGGCCGUAGCAGUGGCCGCGGCAGUCCCAACGGCUGCUCCCUCGAAGGUGCCACGGGGCCAUCGGCCCUCGGUAGCUGCCAUCGGUGCCGCGGCUGCGGAUUUCGCUCUCGACGAUGAAGACGUCUCGACAGGCGACCUGAUGGACUUGUUAACCCCGCGCGAAGUGAGCAAGAUGAGAUACCAGCAGCACCAUGAAUGGAUGGAAGAAAUCUUUGCGUCACCCUACGCCAUCAGCCAGAUCACCCCGGUCUCGCUGGGCUUGGGGAGAAAGGGAGAGCUGGAGUCUCUCACUGCGGGGUUCUUCGAUGCCCCGGCAGCCCCGUCGACGGGCGACUCCAAGGAGGCUACUGACGCGGCACCAGCAACAAAACUAGAACCUCUCAAGGCCGAAGAAUUUGCAGAUCGCGUCGCCAAGAAGGUUGCGGACAUGACUGCCGAGAUCGAAAAGCUUAAGAAACGCCACUCCCGUCGCAUGGAGAAGUACCACCGCACCUCGCUGCUUAAGGAUGCAGAGCUCCGACUGCGCGAAGCAGCCGCCGACCCGCAGGAGACCGGUACGGAGAUCUGGCGGCUCGAGGGGCGGAUCGAGAUCCCCACGGAAGAUGGCACGCCGCAGGUCGAGGAACCCCAGCCUCUGGCGAAAUACAAGGUCGACGACAUCGCCCGUCAGGUGGAAAGCUCUUGGAAGAAGCAGAUUGUCUUCGAGCCCAAGAUCUCCUGCGUGCAAAAGGGCGGUCUACUGGAGAAGAUUGAGCCGGAGAAGGGCGAUGCGGCCAUCCACGCCGAGGGCGAUCUGACGAUGGAAAACACAGAAAGUCAAUUCCUGGACCAGUUUGGCUCAUCCGGCGCAGCAGGGACAGGCCCAGCGGGUGCGCCCGCAGCCCACCCGGCCAUCCCAGACCUGGAUGUCGACAUGGAGAUGGGCGGUGGUGACGGGCCCGGGAACACCGCCGCCACGGGCACUGCUUCGGGCGAGACAGGCGACUGGGUCAUGGUCAACAACGAACGCAAGGAGGGCGGCGGCGGUGGGGGCAGCGGCGGCGGCGAGAAGCCGACAGAAUUGCCCGCGGCAAUUGGCACACCUGGCAGCGGCAUGCAGGGCUAUACCCCGGGCCCUGCCGGCAGCGCCGGGGACAGUGGGCUUGACCCUGGCAGCUUCGACUUCACUAACAUCGAUUCUGCAGGCGACGCUCUGGCCGCGUACAGCGAGCAGAAUGACGAGCUGGACCUGCCGGAUCUAGAGAACUCGGCCUUUGGCGACGCGUUCCAUGCCUCGGACAACGAACACUCUCACCACCACGACGACGAUAUGUCUUGAGGGGGUGGGGGAAGGGAAGGGAAAAAAUCCUCGUUCUUCGUUUUUUCCUCGGUCCGUUUAAUCUUCUGUCUGCUUUGUAUGCUCUUUGCUUUGGUUUCGUCAGGAUCGGUGUUAGUUAGGUCUGUAUUAUCUGCCCGGGGGGGGUCAACAACACUACGCUGGAUUUUUACUGGGAGCCGGUGUAAACUUAAAGA
Penicilliopsis zonata CBS 506.65 is the source of this 2377-nucleotide messenger RNA. RefSeq lists its product as hypothetical. The coding region runs from base 132 to 2183 and encodes 683 amino acids. Gene Ontology annotation, biological process: chromatin remodeling. Lineage: Eukaryota; Fungi; Ascomycota; Eurotiomycetes; Eurotiales; Aspergillaceae. The transcript has 3 exons. The record is from RefSeq and is a predicted model, not a curated record.